This is a messenger RNA of Quercus robur (English oak), 1723 nucleotides long. Its product is annotated as RING-H2 finger protein ATL54-like. The record is from RefSeq and is a predicted model, not a curated record. Bases 282 to 1394 code for a protein of 370 amino acids. Gene Ontology annotation, biological process: protein ubiquitination. NCBI's taxonomy places the organism in Eukaryota, Viridiplantae, Streptophyta, Magnoliopsida, Fagales, Fagaceae. The transcript has a single exon.
GCAAGCAACGCAUAAACAAUCAAAAAGAAAGGUCACACAGCUCAGCUAAUCUCCAAUAUCCAAUCUCUGUUCUCCAUUAUUCUCCAAAUUCAAACAUCACCCUUUAACGAAAGAAGCCGUCUUGAACCAAACCUGCUCCCAAUUCCUACCUGCAAUUCAAUUCUUCUCUUUGUUCACUUCAACCACCACCUAACCUUGAACCUUUCUCUCUCUCUCUCUCUCUCUGAUGGUUUUGCUUUGGUGUUUUCUUUGUCUGCAUAACCAAAUCCCUGUCUCUUGAAAUGGGGUUUCUUCAUAGAAAGCUGGGUAGUGACGAUCCAGACUGUUCAUGUUAUGGUUAUUAUGUUUCAGGCAAAUGUCCAGAAGAUUGUCAAAAUCCCUGUCCGAUUUUCUGUCCACCCCCACCAAGUCCUCCCCCCCCUUCAGAAAAAACCCAUAAUAUCCCAACUUAUGUGAUCGCCAUAGGCACGGUUUUCGCCGCUGCUUUUAUUAUCGUUUGUUUUUUGGCUAUCUAUUCACGCUACUAUUUACGCCGGCGCAACUCAAGGAGGAGCACACAGUCACAAACUGAAGAGACCCGGGAUGAGUUUUUUGAUGAAGAAGAAGGACCUAUCAUUGACCAUCCCAUCUGGUACAUACGCACCGUUGGUCUACAACCAUCAGUUAUAAGUUCAAUCAGGGUUUGCAAGUAUAAGAGAGGUGAUGGUCUUGUUGAAGGAACAGAGUGCUCUGUUUGCUUGGGUGAGUUUGAAGAAGAUGAGAGUCUUAGACUGUUACCCAAGUGUAAUCAUGCUUUUCACAUCCCUUGUAUUGAUACUUGGCUUCGAUCACACACCAAUUGCCCCAUGUGCCGUGCGCCUAUCAUCAGAAGCACGUCCAUGACGCCGGUGCCAGAGCCUGAGGUCGAGAAUUUAGAUGCAGGGGAAGAAGCCCAAGUGGAGAUUUCACAUAGUAGUAGUGAAUCCGAUCGGGACAUUGAAGAAGAGGUUUGUGAGGUAAGGAUUGGUGUAGAGGAAGGUGGAUCAGUGUCUGAGAAUGGUGAGAAAAGAUGUGGGAAUUCAAAUGUGGAAGUGAAUGGCAUACAACCAUUGAGAAGAUCAGUUUCCUUGGACUCUUUGUCAGCUUCAAGGAUCAGUCUUGCUGUUGCUAAUAUUGUUCCAGUAGAGUCUGCUGGGAAUUCAGAAACCCAAUUGGUAAAAUUGAAUGAAAACACAAGAAUUGUUGGAAAUAGAGGUGAUGGGAAUAGGACUUUGUUGAGAUUAUUGGGUAGUUCUUCAAAAGCGAGAUUGCUGCCAAAUAGGCCUAUUUUCAUGAAGAGAUCUGUUUCCUGGAGUGGGAAAUUCAAGUUAGGCAACUAUAGCCAGAGCCGAAACUUGGUUUUGCGAAGCUUUUGAUCUUGCUCAUGUUGUCAAGUAAGUUUUCUGAAAAAAUUGAUGUGUCACAAGUUCUUGCUAAGCUGAGAUGUUACAGAAUUUUACUUUUAUGUGUCUGAUACUAUGUAAUAAAGUCAUAGUCAUAAGGUCCCAAAGUGUAUAGUGACAAGAGGAAAUUGAGAUUGAUCCAUAAGUGGGAUUCAUCUCAGAUGUUCAUUUCUGUAUUUGUCAACUUUCAAGUUUUCAAAGGGAGCUCAACAGUUGUAACUUAUUUUCAAACUGCUGCAAUUACAAUGCUAUCUAUAUUCAUUUAGAGGCCAAAUAAUCAAAUCCGACUACGUUAUGCUCAA